AUGAAUCUUAAUCUGGACGAUUUAUCUGAUGAAAUUUGUUCCAGCGAGCCUAGAUACAUUCUUGUGAGUUAUGAGUUUUGCCGCGAUGACGGUCGGGUUUCUUACCCGUAUUGUCUCAUUUUCUCGAGUCCUAGAAAUAGUCCUAAUGACCUAAAGAUGCUCUAUGCUGGAACGCUUCAUCACUUUACUGACAUUAGUCAGGUUACCAAGGUGUAUGAGUUACAUGACCUUGAGGACUUGAACGAAGAGUGGUUAGUGGAUGAAAUGAAGAAGAAGGGAAUAUAA
This is a messenger RNA of Rodentolepis nana, 285 nucleotides long. The record is from the annotation of a GenBank genome assembly. Lineage: Eukaryota; Metazoa; Platyhelminthes; Cestoda; Cyclophyllidea; Hymenolepididae.